Molecule: messenger RNA, 11346 nt
Organism: Cladocopium goreaui
Lineage: Eukaryota; Dinophyceae; Suessiales; Symbiodiniaceae
Source: the annotation of a GenBank genome assembly
AUGCAUCGAGUUUCUGGAAGUCAAUGGGUUCUUUCAACUCCUGAUCUGGAACUUGAAGUUGCAGACCUCAGUGCUCGUCGACACCGCAUUUUGCCACGACAUGGUGUUUUUCCUGCAGACAUAGCUGAUGAGUGCUAUGUCUUUGAUGAAGUGCCUAGGGCUGAGAUGGAGCGCCAGAGAAGAAUGGCGAAGACCAUGGGAUCAAUUCUUGGCGAUGCUCAAGUUGUCAAUGUUGACAUCCAGCAAUGGUAUGUGUCUGAUCCCUCCUCAGCUCGGUUUGGGCAGGCUCUUCCUGUCGAAAUCGUCGGAGACGUUGUGGCACUGGGUCAGCAUGGUGUUGUGCAGUGGGAUGAUGAAACCGAGUAUGUGCGAGAGAUGGCGACUUCUGAGAUCGAAAGAUUCAAGGAGUCCAAGAAGGAUUCAUUGGGGGAUGCUAGGCUGCUGGGAGAACACAAGGACCCUCAAGGCAAACGACAUAUGACGCUUCAAGAUGCACUUGCACUUAUGUCUGAAGAGAAGUUCGAUGACUGGGGCUUUGUCGGCCCGCGUGCAACGAGAGAGUAUCUGGUUGCGAUCCGUGAGGGUCCUGGUGAUUUGAUCUCAUAUCACAAUGGGUGGGUUCGCUCAUCGGGGAUCUCCAACAGUUCUGCAAUUGCUCAUGAACAUCGGUCAUUGAUUGAGACCUUGCGACUUGGCUUCUCCAAAGACCAGCUCGACCUGAGCAACCUCACAUGCAUGGAGAACGUUGUGAGACGUUUGAUUGUGCUUGAAAUGGCAGUGGCGAGAAACCCAGCAGCCCCAGACUUCUCUGGUCUGGAUGUUGUCAGUGAGACUCCAAUUGCUGCACAAGGCCAAGCCUACGUCUCAGCCAUCACCAGCUGGGUGACUGAGAAGCUGAAGGAAAGGUCGCAGAUCCAGAAGCAGGCACGGCUCUUCAAGGAGGAGUUUGGAAGAAGAGGUGGCAAGAAGUUUGGCGAUGAGGAUGACGAAGACAGUGGCAAGAACAAGUGGAAAAAGAAGAAAAAGACGGCUGAUGGCGGCGGGGCGGUUGGCUCCGCUGCGGAUUUUGUGAUGGGUAGAGUUGUGGAGUCACUGAAGCUUCAUGGUGACAAGCCGCUGAACAUGACUCCUGAGACUGCCCUCCAUGAGCUGCAGGCUGCCGAAUUCUCCUACGAUGGAAUGCCGAACAAUCUUGCGUCCUAUGAUCCUGGGAAGUUGAAAGUGCUUCGAUCUCAGGUUCAGCCGAAGAGGAUUUCCAAGUUUUUGCCUGUGGAGCCUGCAAAGUUGGUUGAACAUUAUGAGUCACAGAUGUUGCUGCCUAAUCAUGCGGAUGAUUCUGGUUUCUCACCUUACUGGGAUCCUGCAUUAAAGUAUGACCGUUCAAGGAGGCUGGACUUCAUUUUGCGACUACAUAAGUCGGGCUUGGUUAAACUUAGACGUUCUUCUAAGUCAUUCAUUGGAGCUUUCUUUGUGAAGAAGAAGACACCUGAUGCUAUCAGAAUGGUUUUGGAUUGCAGAGGGACCAAUAAACUCCACCAACCGCCGCCGACAACCCGCUUGGGGUCUGCAAGAUGCUAUGCGGAUCUGGACUUGGCAGAAGUUGAGGAAGGCAAUGGGUGGGGGAUUGAGGCAGACGUCAAUGAUGCUUUUUACAACUUUUCUAUCCCUGAACUCACCCACUACUUUGCCUUCAAUCACCCGCUGGAAGCUCACAUGUGGUCAGAUUUGGGGGUUGAUGCCGCCUCAGUUUAUGAUCCAGCGACCAGGCAGUAUGUGCAGACGGAUGCGCAUGAGUUGUUGUUCCCAUGUGUGGAAGCGGUUCCUAUGGGUUGGUCGUGGGCCCUUUUUCUCUGCAAUGAAGCUGUUUUGAACAUCUGCCGACAGCAUUCUCCGUGGAUGGAUGGUGUUUUUAGGGAACGAAAAGAGACUCCACAGCUUGAUCAAUUUCGUACGUCGCUUGGGGUUUAUGUUGACAAUAUUACCAUAGUUGGCAGGGAAAAGUCGGAUGUUUGUUUGCGGGCCAGUUGGGUCCGGGAAGCUUUUGAGCGUGCCGGCAUCCCACUGACAUGGUCACAAGACUCCCCAGUUCAGUCUCUGGAAUCUGUUGGUUGUAACUUGGACUUUGUGCACAAGCGUGUUAGCAACAAGCCUCGUCGUGUUUGGAAAUUUUUCCUUGCAACUCUGGCCUUGCUCAGACGUAAAAAGCUGAAGGGAAAGGUCUUGCAGAUUUGGGCGGGGCAUUUUACCUCGCUCUGCUCCCUUUACCCAUGUGCUCUUGCGUGUCUGGAGCAUAUCUAUAGGUUCAUUGAAGUCAGCCGUGAGAAGCGCAUUCAAGUUUGGAGUUCAGUGCGGUGUGAGUUAAAACUGGCUUGUGCUCUGGUGUGGUUGGCAUGGCGGGACUUAGGUGCCCCAUUAUGUCAGACAGUUGAGGUAGGGGACUCUUCUUCAUCUGGAUAUGCAUUGAUGAGCUGUCGACCGGGUCAGGAUAGACUUAGACGGGCUAUGGCCUCGCAGGAAAAAUGGCGCUUCAUUCCAAUGCCUGAGAACCUUCGGAGCGCAGCUGCCAGAAAAGAUGCUGAGGAGUUUGAGCAGAUCCUGUUUGGAAUGUUCACUGCAGCCGAUUCUGGUGGAGGCCCUGGUUCUGUACGGCCUGCGGGUCUUUCCACGGGUUAUGGGCAUAUGGUUAUGGAUGCUAUGAGAGAAGGGUCAUGGCUGGGAACGUCUGCAAUCCGCUCGCAGUUUCGGGCGGCUCCUUCUAAGCGCAUUGAUGUUGACAUCCCCUCACUGGUUGAACCUCUGGACAAUUUUUUUGCUGACACAAACAAUUUUCGCCUUCUUUGGGCGAGGCGCUGGAAGAAUGUUGAUGAGCAUAUCAACAUCAAGGAGUGUCGUGUUGCUUUGUCCUCAUUGAGACGUAGCUGUCGAGUUCGAGACUUGAUGUCCCACCGAAAGCUGACAGUUUCUGACAACAUGGCAACAGUUUCAGCGCUUAGCAAAGGGAGGAGCUCUUCCUUUAAGAUGAAUAAGUUGUGCAAAGUCGCAGCAGCUUUUCAGCUUGGUACAGGUAGGCUUUCAGGAGCCAUUCGAGACUUGGGUGGUGCAGUGCUUGAACCGGUCGAGAUCACGAAGGAUUCAGCAUUCGACCUUCGUAGGAAAGAAACUCAGUCUUCUCGUCUUUUCACGUUUGAACCGCUGGUCAGAGCCAUGCAGUCGGGUCCAUGCUAUGAGAUCAAUUUUGACAUGUGUGUUAUACGCCGAAACGUAGCAAAGGCAACAAUUCCGGCAAAAAGUGCCCUGUCUCGAACAGGGAUCAUUGCCAGAAAGAAGUCGACCUUGAGCUCCUUGAACACCAAGGGGGGCUCGAGCAGUUUUUCGACUUCAUUGCCCUUGGAAGAGAACCGAAGCAAGCGUGGCGGUACCUCCAAAAAGCCAAGCCGGUGCUCUAUCAGCAAAUCUGACAAGUACCGAAUUAUUUUGGAGAGAUGCCCCGCUGAGCGAGCCUUGCGAGUCAAACGAGUCAGGCCUGACACCAUUGUGAGGUAUGCUGACAGUGUGGAUGAUUUUUUGCAAUGGGCGCAGAGCAAGAGGCUUCAAGUCAAGUCAGACAGACAGGCUGACAAAGCUAUGGCCAGAUACUUUGAUCAAGUGUUUGAGGAUGGCUGCCCCUUAACCGUCGUGCCCAUGAAGAAAGCGCUGAAGAUCGGCCUUUCCCCGUGCGAGGCGCGGCUCUGCUACGAGAACUAUGUGGAUGUGGACAGCAUCCAGCCCAUGGACCUCAACGCCUUUGCCGGCGGCGGGCCGGAGACCGUGGAGGAGCUCGGCGGCGGCGGCGGUUCGGAGUGGUGGCGGCCGCAGGUGCAAGUGGUGGACCCCAGCAAGGUCUAUGACGGCCUGGAGAAACCCUACCAUUUCGCGCCCAUUGGGCCCUCCCGGUCGGCCACAGAGGUCUCUCCCUUUCAGCUGCAAGAAGCUCCAGGUGUUAAGGAGCAGAUCUGUGCGGAUGAUGAUCUGAAAGAGAUCUUUAUGCUGGGAGGGAGAAAAAAGUCCCUGAGGUUGCAGGAUGGCGUGGCGCAGUUGGCUGAAGAGCGUCGCCUCAGAGGCUACGAACUGGGAGAUGCCACCGUGAUGAACUCGUCCAUCUUGCUGGCUGGGCAGAGAGAGCUCUACUACCUGAGCUUUGGAACUGACGAGGUCGGCCCGCUGGAUACCCUGGCUGGGGCUAGGCUGCUAGGCCGAUCUCAGGGGCCUCGGUCGGGGCCUCCGGGGGACUCGGACGAGGCCGACCAGGCCGUAGACCGAAUGCGAAAGGUGAAAGGUCUGCCCAGUGCAGUCGUUGGUGAGGGAACGGAGGUGCUCACAGUGCCACAAGGCCUGGCGUUUUGGCCGCAGCAGAACUUGCUGUUUCUGGCGCCGCCUCGGGGUGGCAUCGUGGCAUCGAGGAUGGCAGAUCCAAACCACUCCCUGGGUAUUGACUUCCGGUUGCCCAUGCAGGAGGCUGUCUUUGGUUUAUCGGUCGAUCAGGUUAUGCGGGGUGAUCCUGUGAAGCAUGAUGACGUGACGAAAGGCUUAGUCUUAGAUACUUUACUAGCAAACAUGGCUCCAAUGAUGGUUUCCAAGCCGGAUGCAUCCGAUCCCGACUUGACCGCAAUGUUAGAGACCUGGCAAGAAGGCAACCGGCUUUUUACGCACAUUUACCUGUACAAGACUUCCUUGACGUCAGCAAGUGGUGGGGAGGAGAGCGAUGUGCCGAACUACAUAGGAGUUGCCCAUCAUGAGGGAGUUGUCAUGAAGCAUGCUUCGGAGGGAGGGCAGCCACAAUACCUCAAACUGGACUUCGGCAGUGAUGGCUUGGAGCAUGCAACAACUAAGGACUUUCCAAUCAUUCGCAAUCAAACGCCCUGGGGUGAAGGCCAUGGCAAAUUUAAGAAGGCACGCAUUCGUCCAGAACACGGUCAUCCAAAGCGCUUGAUUCGUGUGCUUGAAUUGGUGAAAGGUAAACCUUAUCACGCCUUGAAAUGGAACUGCCAAAGCUUUGCAGAUUUGAUGUGGCAAUGCUUUCCCGAGUGGAAUACGGCUUGGGUACCCGAUAUCUUCGAAAUUUUCCAAAACGACGAAGAUCUCCUCUACGUCUUGUUACAGCAGGAGCUGCGCGUCUUCGACUUGGGCGACCGACCAGGAUCCUUGCUUCGCAGCUUCAGGUUGCCAGCUGUUGCCAGCUACUGCUUGCGCCUGACAUUUUGUUGCCACAAGCGGAUGGGAAAUGCGGCUCUUAAGCAGCACUUUGUGAAUCUGCUGGAGACGCAUGCGCCACUUUUGGUCAAGGACCUGCCCUAUGACAAGUUGCUGGGUCUGUCAGUCCUGGGUGCCUCAGUGACGCUACAGCGCUUGGAGAUUCAGGAACGGGUGCUUGAGAACUUUGGGAUCUUUCUGCCCUUCGAGAUCGAUCGAGCAUGUCUUGAAGAGGUGGAGCUGAGAUUAAGUGGACUGCAACUCAAAAUCUUCGCGCGACGCUUCGUGUUACGAUGUCGUCUCAGAGAUUGGGACAAAGCUACGCGGGAGAUUCCAGCAGUGAAGGCAGUGGAGCUGCCUCGAGAUGUGUCCAAUCAACCUUUACUGAUGAGGUGUUUGAACAGUCUCAACUUGAGAAUUCAAAACAUCGAGAUCAUUUUCCAAAUGAACGACGCGGAGGCAAAGCCUUGGAACCUUGGCGUUGUGGUUGGUGCAAGCCUGGAGUUGCCCCUGCACAUGCUUUCGAAGAGUGCCGAAGAUUGGCACAUUGACCUUAGCCUCGAGGACCUUCGAGUCCUAUGUGCUCGCGCUGAGCAGACUGAGCUGAGUGAUCGAGGACUGAUCCUUGGACCUUGUGACUUGCAGAUCGAAGCAAAAGGAUCAAAGAAGCGAGACCUGGACAAUCCAGAUCAAUGCCUUAGUUUCGCUCUGGCACUGUCCAGCUGUCCGAACUGCAUCCGAAUCAACCAGUAUCAGCUGGGGCUCUUUAGCCGGCUCAGCCAUGUCUUUAUCCUUUGGGACGCCUUGCUGCGGAGUUUGGACUUGCACAGCAUGCAGCGGAGCCGGAUGAAGGAGCUGUUGGAGCUAACGGGACAAGAGCCGCUGAGCUACGGGAGAAUCAGCAUCUCUGGGGUGUCGACGCCCAGUCACGGCAGAGCUGAUGAGAUGCUUCGAGCCCAGCAGCGUGUGGAGGCUGAACUAGCAACUGGAUCAGAAAUGCAGCUAGAAGAUACAAAGGGCCCUGAAACCAUGGUUCCAGAAACCCCCAAAUCACCCGUGAAGGAAGAGAGUUUGGGAAGAGUGGAUGGACCUAGAAGUUCCCCGAAGCCCCUUGUGCCGGCUGUUCCUGAUCAGGAAAAAUCUCAGGUACCGCCUGUGACUCCUGAAAGUCAGGUGAGAACUGAGGUAAAAACACCAGCGCAGUCUCUUGAGGCCAAAGCUGAACCCCAAGGAGCCAUAGCUGUCCAACAUGGAGCGCUAGCACCUGCCGUGACUGAUGUGAUUGCGGCAGACUCCAAAAAGGUUGAGAAUGGAGGGUCGACUGAUCUUCAAAGAGCAUCAGACGUUUCUGGGCACCUGCAACAAGUUCCCAUGUCAGUGCAGACGCCGGGAGCUCAAUCUGGUGUUUCUCCGGUGCAACAGCCCCUUUUUGACGAUCAACAACUUCGAAGAUUUCAAGAACUUUUCAAUCAAGCCCCUUGGCUGUAUCCAGGUGGUCACAUGGGAUACCACCCUCCAGCCAUAGCACCUCCAGUUUCAAGACCACUUUUUCUUGAGCAAGAUGAACGUAGGAUGCAAGAAGCUGUUGGAAUGGGUUCGCAGUUUGUUUAUCCAUAUAUGCCAGCGGUUGGAGUUCAAGAGAAUUUGGAACUGAAAAAAGGGUUUGAAGAGAUGAUGGAAGAGAAUAGAAGAUUAAGGGAAAAGGUUGAACGUCUUGAGAAGGCGCAGUCCUCCCAAUCCGAAGAAGAUCAGAAGUUUUCCACCCCAAAUGGAGAUCACUUGAAAGAGGCUGAGACCCCCCAGGAGGCUGAUAGACCACCAAAGGGAAGUCAAGUGCAUCCCCAUCAACUUAAGGAGGCUGAGACCCCCCAGGAGGCUGACAGACCACCAAAGGGAAGCCAGCGUAUCCACCAAAGCACUAAGGAGGCUGAGACCCCCCAGGAUGCUGAUAGACCCCCAAAGUCCUUUAGCCGCCAAGGAUCGAAGACCGCCGAUUCACAGGAGGCUGAAAGACCCCCAAAGCAAGGCAUGGAUGAGGAACCCACCACAGUGAAAGUGAUGCUGAAGCUCAUGGAAGGCAUGCAGGCGAUCCAACGUCAGAUGCUGGAGCAAAAGGAUGAAGAAACAGGGACUGAAUCAGUCCGGCAAGCCCCAGCACUUCCGAGCCUUGCAGAAUGGAGUGCGACAACGGGCCCAAUUGACCUCAAUGAUUGGAUGGCUUUGAUCGAGCCGAUGAUGUGUGACCUGAGCAACUCCAGUGCGCAAUGGUGGCAACAACUUGUCAUGGAGGCACACCUGUGGUAUCAGCGUCAUCUUCAACUACCACCCUUGGAUCGAGUAGCUCAUGUACCAGUUCCUUCAAAGGAUUUGGCCAAACAGAAAUGGGCACGACUUGAACGUCGAGCAUCUACGUUGUUGCUGAUGGCAGUUCCUGAAGGCCAAAGAGAAGAGCUCAUCUCAGCCAAAAGACUGAGUGCGAUGUCCAUAGUAUGCCAACUUCUUGUCACCUAUCAACCAGGUGGUCUUGCGGAGAAGGAGUUGAUCUUGAGGUCCCUUGAAGCUCCUCCUGAACCAACGACCUUGGUGGAGGCCGUGCAAAGCCUUCGCAGAUGGUCUCGAUGGCGAAGACGUGCUGCUGACCUACAAAUUUCAGAGCCAGACCCGUUUUUGCUUUUGAAGGGACUCAACAGAAUCAUCCGCAAACCCUUGGAGGCCAAUCGAGAUCUUAGCUUCAGGAUCAGUUUGGCAAGGUCGACAUUGCAGGUGGACUCAACCCCAACUUCGACUUCGGUGACUUCCUUUGCACUUCACUUGGCUGCUGAGUUUGAACAGGUGGUGCAUCAGGAAAAAAGCGAUCAAUCACCACAGAAGCCAAGGAUUCAGAAGGCUGAGGGGGAGGAGACUUCUUCACCCACGAGCUCUACGAAAGGAAAAGAGGAGGAGGUAUCCAAUGAAUCGGCAUCAAUGAAGGAGUUGCUGGAACAGGCGAACACUAUGCUCAAGUCAUUGACUUCCUCUACAACGACUUCCUCUUCAAGCUCUACUGCAGGAGCCACUGAGACCAAGGACGAGGUGAUGGAUCGACUUCAACAACAAUUGAACCAGCUGAAGCUCAAGGUGUUUAAGAUCAAUCAGAUCUCACAUGGUCAGCAUCAAGGUUUGAUCGACUCUGGUGCCACACACCCUUUGCGUCCUCGAAGACCUGGUGAAUGCGACACCACCUACAAGCGGGUUUCAGUGACCCUUGCCAAUGGCGAAACCACUUCUCUGCAGGUGACUCCAGGUGGCAUCAUGGUCACAGAUCGACAUGACGUCGAGCCAAUUCUGCCGAUGGGACAACUUGUCCAAGACUUGCAAUGUCAGGUAACCUGGGCUGAUGGAAUCUUGAAGGUCACCCAUCCAACACGUGGACCACUUCCAGUGCAAAACCGAGAUGGCUGCCCACAGAUUCCCAGAACUUUGGCCUUGGACUUGAUAGAAGAGAUGGAAACAGCAGGAAUGCAAAAGAAGAUGAAAAGUGUAGGUUUUGAGAAGGAGAAAAAAUGGAUGGAAGACUUAGUGCAGAGUCAUCCAGUUCUACGAGACCUUCCAGACCGAAUCAAAAGCCGACUGGUCACUGACAUUGGAGAAUGGAAAGACUUGCCGGUCAAUCGGCGCCAACGAAAGCGUUUGCAGAGAGACGGCUUUCUUGUGCACCUCUAUGCAGGAGAAUCUGAAGGGUUUACACUGUCAAGGGCAUGGAAGCAGCAAGGUGGCCAAGAGAAUCACCUCUUGGAGAUUGACUUGAAACGAGGCGAUGGUCACAACAUGUUGCUGGACAGCGGCGUCUAUGCUGGACUUCUUCGAGCAGUCCUUCAAGACCGAAUUGACGCUUUUGUCGCUGGCCCCAACUGCAGAACCAGAUCAGUUCUCAGGCAUUACCCAAAGAAGGAUGCUCCGCGACCAGUGAGGGCUUGGAAAGGUGAAGAACAUGGGCUGGCCGAUUUGUCUCCAGCCGAAAAACACAAGUUGAGGAACUACAUGCCACAAUGUGUGUCUUUUUGGGACACUGUCGAAUGGAUGAAGCUGAAGGAGGAGUUUGGAUUCGCUGAGACCACCUUCUGUCAGGGACAUCAUGGCGGUGCAGCCACAAAACCAACUACCAUGGCAGGAAACUUGCAGCUCAACCCUGAAGAUCACCGGAUGAAGAAAACAUCUUCAACUACGAUCAGAUCCUCAUCAGAUUUGUCAAGAUGGGCACCAGGUGUGAUGAACAUGGUGGCCGAAGCACUUUUGACCCAGAUUGUCAACAGGCAACCAAGGAUCUCGACUUUGUCAUGGGAAGAGCAUCUACGUCAUGGACAUAUCCCUUUCAGGCGAGAUUGCCUGGUGUGCCAACAAUCGCUACAGCAACAACCGCCUCACAGAAAAGUGAAGCAUCCACUUGGAGGAGUCUUGUCAAUUGAUACAACAGGACCCUUCAUCAGAGCCUACGAUGCCGGUGGCUAUCAGUCUGCCUACAUCUUGGUUGGUGCUCUCACCUGGACCGUGCCCAAAGACUCCAAGAUCAAGGAGGAAGAAGUGCCGGAGCUAGAAGGUGAAGCCCCAAGCUUUGAAGCGAAGAAAGAUGAGGAGAUGAUCCCGAUUGAAGAUCAACCUGAACAACCACCUGAAGAGCCUCAGGGAAUCUUUGACGAUGAAGUUCCAGAAGAUGAGGAGUGUCAAAGGGCCCCAGAGGGUGAGGAUGAAGUUCAAAGAGAAGAAGGAGACCAAAGACUUGAGUUUGAGACGCGAGUUUUUCGUCUUGCAGCUCCUAUGUACUCCAAGAAGGCCACAGAAGUCACUCGUGUGGUGAUGGACAUGAUGCUACGUCUCAGAGCUGACGGGUAUCACAUCGGCCACAUCCAUAGCGACCAAGGUCAUGAGUUCCAAGGGCAUUUCAAAAGAUGGUGCAGAGAAAGAGGAGUGCUCUUGACAAGGACCCCUGGUGAUGACCCGAGGGCCAAUGGCCGUGCAGAGACAGCAGUGAAGUCACUGAAGACUCAAAUAAGAAGGGUUCUUCUUCAAGCACAAGCUGAACCAACUUGGUGGCCGUGGGCAACAAGAUACGUCAAUGAGCUCAAUCGUGCUGCCAGGGUAGCAAAGAGCCCGGAUUGGCCUCCCUUUCUCACGGAAGUCAUGGUCAGAAAGCGCAAAUGGAGAAGAGGAACUUUUGAAGUUUCCACUGAAAACGUCAGGUACCUUUGUCCUGCUCCAGAAGAACAUGGUCACUGGAUACUCCCAAAAGAUGAGAGGCCACGCGUCACGAAACUUCUCAUGAAAGCAGCACAUCUCCCUCUAGCAGAAGAAGGAUGGGUUGCUCUGGAACGUGAAGCAGUGGACGCCUUGAAUGUUCGAAGAAGAAUGAGGGGAAAGUCAGCGAUCAGAAAAUUUCAAGAGGAGGAUGGAGGAGAAGAAGAUGAAGAAAAGAAGCGGAGAGUUUGCAUGCUCCGCUUAAUCGAAAAAGAAAUGUGCCUCAUGGUCGAUGAUGACCCAGAACUGGCUUUGGAAGAGCUCCAAAUCUUGGCCAAAAUCCGGAAGAUGGCAUCAAUGCCGAAUGAGGAGGAAGAGAUCUUACAGACACGAAUCGUGUCACCAAAGGAGGUCGCAGAACACUGGCAAGAAUGGCUUCCUGCAGUUCAAAGCGAAGUCGAAUCUCUCCUCUAUGAAAAGCAGGCUUUCCGAGAGAUUGGCCCAGAAGAACUUGCUCUACUACAACACCAAGCUGAGAAGUCAGGAAAAGGGAUUGAGUAUAUCCCGUCCAAGCUGGUUUUCACUAGAAAGCCAGGCCUUGAUGGUGCCGAUGCAGCAGCGCUUAGAAUCUUGGUCUGGUGCGCAGCUCUCAAACAGUGGAGCGCAUCAAUCCUGGACGUGCGCACUGCCUUCUUGAAUGCAAAGAUGGUCUUGUCUGAAGAUGAGGAUGUGAUCCUUGUCAAGCCGCCUGUGCUCCUCACCGAGAAGAAGUACCUCAAAAGAGAUGUGUACUACCUGCCUGAAAAAGCCAUCUACGGGCUUCGGCGCUCACCCAAGCUCUGGGGACUGACCAGAGAUGACACCAUAGCAGCCCUAGAAAUCCAGGGGAGUACAACAACAAGAUGA